This is a messenger RNA of Pocillopora verrucosa, 1146 nucleotides long. RefSeq names its product QRFP-like peptide receptor. Gene Ontology annotation, cellular component: membrane. Gene Ontology annotation, biological process: G protein-coupled receptor signaling pathway. Gene Ontology annotation, molecular function: G protein-coupled receptor activity. The record is from RefSeq and is a predicted model, not a curated record. Lineage: Eukaryota; Metazoa; Cnidaria; Anthozoa; Scleractinia; Pocilloporidae.
AUGUCUCACGAAAAUAUCACAGCAUUCAGGGGCAAUAAUGAAUCCGAUCUUGAUUCUGCUUGUUACGAUCUUAACAACACAUCCUCGGUAAUUUGGCAAGUCGUCGGCUUUGCUUUUAUCUUCUUAACAUCUCUCAUGGGCAACACAAUGGUGGCUAUUGUGGUGUACAGAGGCCGAAGGAUGAAAACAACCGUGAACUUUCUGAUUGUGAAUAUGGCUGUUUCGGAUCUCUUAAAUACUAUCCUCGUUGUUCCGAAAAGUAUCACACGCAUAUUUACCUAUUCAGAGGCAUGGUUUAUUACUGGAGAGAUGGGUGACGCCUCAUGCAGAAUAGUUCACUUUUUACAAGACGUUACAGUUGCCGUGUCUCUACUAAGCCUCCUGAUGAUUGCAAUUGAGCGUUUUUACGCCGUUUCUUGUCCAGUCGUGGCAAACCCCGCUCCAGAUAAGCGAUGUGCAUUUAUGAUACUUUCUACUUGGUUGGUGGCGUUUCUUAUGUACAUCACAGAUUUGCUCUCGUUUAAGUUGAUCGUCGAGGAGGAAGAAUCAAUUUGCUCCCAUAGUUGGGAAGAUCUGGUGGCAAAUCCAGCCAAAGCCACCACAAUUGAGUUCCUUUUGAAUACAAAUCUGGCCUUGAUAAUUCCAUUCAUCGUUGUAACCACCUUCUAUUCAUUAAUCCUAAGGAAAAUUAGACGCAUUUCUGUUCCAGAUGAUGUAAGUUCCUUAGGAUUAAAACGUCAACGGAAGCGUAACCGAAGUGUAAUUCGUAUCUUGCUUGCAGUGGUUAUAUCGUUCGGUGUUUGUUGGUUUCCCUUCAUAAUUUACACAUAUACAUUUAUUUUCGGUUAUUUCAACAAGGACCAACACAACUUUCCUUGUGGUUUGGAAAUCUAUGGGAAAAUAGCAUUGAUUAUGGCGUAUCUGCAGUCAUCUGUGAACCCCGUCAUUUACUUUGUGUUCAGUGAAAAUUAUAGACAAGGACUUAAAAGGUUCAUCCGCCACUGCUUACCUCUCUCCAUUAAGAAACCAUCAAAUUUGAACAAAAAAGCCACAAAGCCGUUUAAAGGGACUAAACGCGGGUUUUGGCCCGGGAACGGAGUGGUUCAAUGUUCAGAUGUCGAACUACGCAAUUUCGACAAGUUGUGA